AUGUCUCAACCGAAGCCGGCAGGUUACCAGAAGCUGGCGGCCCUCAUGGGUCGGACCAACGACCUUGGGGUAUUUAGGAAGUUUACCCGGUUGAAUAUGCUCAGUCUGCUUAGUCUGCAAGCGGAGCUUGUAGAGCUAGAGGCCGACUACGGAGAUAUUUGCGAAGACGACGUUCAGGGAGGGGAGAAGUUCCAUUUGAGCUUCCAAGAGCUGCGCAACUCGAGAGAAAAGCCAAAUUCUUUUCAGUACGAGAAACUGCAGGAGAUUCGAGCUAGGCUUGGGGAGUACAUGGCAAGUCUACUUGACUUAAAACCUCCAAGUAAAAAGAACGUUGCGGUACUCAGAGAGUGGCUUAAUGAUGCCAAAGGAGGCGAUGAGUUCCUCCAAGGCCUGGAAAGAUCACAAUGGGACACCGUGGUGGACUCAGACCUCGUUGCACUUCACAAGGUAGCAGACAACGAAGAUGUUUUUGCCCGGUGCUUUCGAAAAGCUACCAUUCAUAUCUACCAUCGACUGUGGGGUCACAAAGGACAUGGUGGGAUAGUCAUUGAUGAAGAGUCUGGGAUGGUGGAGUAUUCCGACACAAAGGUUGGCCAAGUCAGCCAAGCGGUCUCGACAACUUUGGCAUCCAUUCUUCCUGUGCUGGCAGUUCUUGGCCUCUACUUUGAGAAGAACCUGCUUAACCGCAUAUAUAUCAUGAUCGGCAUCACGACCAUCUUUGCUGCGGUACUCUCCGUUUUCAGCAGGGUAAGCAGGGCGGAAAUUUUCUCAGCGACAGCAACGUUUGCAGCUGUGGAGGUUGUCUUCAUUGGCAGCACUUCGUAA
Molecule: messenger RNA, 825 nt
Organism: Fusarium vanettenii 77-13-4
Lineage: Eukaryota; Fungi; Ascomycota; Sordariomycetes; Hypocreales; Nectriaceae
Exons: 3
Coding region: 1-825 (274 amino acids)
Source: RefSeq, a predicted model, not a curated record